Ahaetulla prasina is the source of this 6256-nucleotide messenger RNA. RefSeq names its product calmegin (gene CLGN). NCBI's taxonomy places the organism in Eukaryota, Metazoa, Chordata, Lepidosauria, Squamata, Colubridae. Bases 1 to 1707 code for a protein of 568 amino acids. Gene Ontology annotation, biological process: protein folding. Gene Ontology annotation, molecular function: calcium ion binding. The record is from RefSeq and is a predicted model, not a curated record. Gene Ontology annotation, cellular component: endoplasmic reticulum; endoplasmic reticulum membrane. The transcript has 13 exons.
AUGGCACCUCAUGGCAAUGAACUCUCUGAGGAUCUGAAAAACCAAAUUGUUGCUCUACCUAAAGAUGGCCUAGGCUAUAAGAAGAUUGCCAAGACCCUGAAACUGAGCUGCAGCAUGGUGGCCAAGACCAUGCAGCGGUGGGUUUUAUCUCAGACCAAAAAGGAGGAUACAGAUGAAAAUAUUGCAAAGUAUGAUGGAAGAUGGGAAAUAGAACCAUUAAAAGAAAACAUGGUGUCUGGUGACAGAGGAUUGGUACUAAAAUCAGUAGCAAAACAUCAUGCAAUAUCAACGAUGUUAACAAAGCCAUUUCUUUUUGAUAGUACACCACUAAUAGUUCAAUAUGAAGUGAACUUUCAGGAUGGCAUUGAUUGUGGUGGUGCAUAUGUUAAACUUCUAUCCAAAAGUGACGAUUUGGAUCUGGAAUAUUUCCAUGAUAAAACAUCAUACACAAUUAUGUUUGGGCCAGAUAAAUGUGGAGAAGACUAUAAACUACAUUUUAUCUUCAGACAUAAACAUCCUAAGACUGGGGAUUAUGAGGAAAAGCAUGCCAAGCGACCUGAUGUAGAUCUGAAAAAAAUUUAUACCGACAGGAAGACCCAUCUAUAUACCCUUGUGCUGAAACCUGAUAACACUUUUGAAGUAUUAAUUGACCAAGCAAUUGUCAGCAAGGGAAAUCUCCUAGAAGACGUGAUUCCACCUGUAAAUCCACCAAAAGAGAUAGAAGAUCCUAAUGAUAAGAAGCCUGAAGACUGGGAUGAGAGAGCUAAAAUACCUGAUCCUGAUGCUGUAAAGCCAGAUGACUGGAAUGAAGACGAGCCUCCAAAAAUAGAAGAUCCUAAUGCUGUUAAACCUGAAGGAUGGCUUGAUAAUGAACCUGAAUACAUUCCAGAUCCAAAUGCAGAAAAACCAGAAGAUUGGGAUGAAGAAAUGGAUGGGGUGUGGGAAGCACCACAGAUUCCAAAUCCAAAAUGUGAAGCUGCACCUGGUUGUGGGGUAUGGGUACGCCCCAUGAUGAACAAUCCAAACUAUAAAGGAAAAUGGAAGCCGCCAAUGAUAGAAAAUCCUAACUAUCAGGGUAUCUGGAGUCCUCAGAAAAUUCCUAAUCCUGAUUAUUUCGAAGACACUCAUCCUUUUCAGAUGACUACUGUUGAUGCUAUGGGUUUAGAACUCUGGUCUAUGACAUCAAAUAUUUAUUUUGAUAACUUCAUAAUUUGUUCAGACAAAGAAGUUGCUGAUCGAUGGGCAGCAGAUGGCUGGGGCUUUAAAAAAUUGAUUGCAAGUGCCAAUGAACCUGGUAUAUUUAGCCAGUUGGUGAUUGCUGCAGAAGAACGCCCAUGGCUUUGGAUUAUUUAUAUCUUAACGUUGGCACUACCAAUAGGAAUGGGCAUAUUGUUCUGCUGGCCAUCCAAGAAAAUGGAUGACGAUAUAGAUUACAAAAAAACUGAUUUAAUUAAGCCAAUUACAAAAGGAGAAUUAGAACAAGAGAUGUCAGAAAAGGAUGAAAUUAAAAAACCAAAUGAAAAUAUUGAUGGAGGUGGUGAAGAUGAUGAUUAUGAAGAAGAAAAUGACACUGCUGAAAGAAGUCAAGAGGAGGAGGAUAAUAAAUCUCACUCAGAAGAGGAUGAGAUGAGAGAAGCAGAUGAAAGCACUGGGUCUGUUGAUGGACCUGCAAAAUCAGUACGUAAACGAAGAGUUCGAAAAGACUAACACACUUCCAUCUAGUAUUAUCUGUUCCUAGUUACAGAUUCCAGUCAUACUGUUUUAACACUGGCACAGGCAUGGAGAUUAUUAACUCCUAUACAAAAACUGAACUUAGUUUUGAUUUUAAGUCCUAUUUUUCAGACCCUCUUCAUCUUGUCAGGUUUUUCAUUUUCUUUUUGAGGAAACAUUUCUACUUGUUAUCUGGUUCUUUACUUCAUAGAUUUUUUUUAAAAAUGGUGACAGGCCUGAUUUACUAUAAAUAUUCUUCGAAGUUAUUUAAGUAAUAAAUAUUGUUUGGAAAUAAGUCUGGCUUCAAAUUAUCCUUUAAGGUCUUAAUGUUUUUUUUCCUAGCUCUAGAAAGGAUAGAUUGUUUUUAAGCUUCAGAGUUAAAAAUUUUAAAGCUGAUAAAAUCACUUUGAUAUUUUGAGCUGAAUGCAAUAACUGUGUUUGGCUGUUGAUUACAUUUUUGAAAACUGUAAUAUUUACUUACAUUUUGUUGUAAUGUGUGUUUAAUGUUUGUUACAGUUGCUGCUUUUGUUUUACAAAGUACUUCAUUGUUAUUAAUUUUAAACAAUAACAUGUUUUACAUUUAAAUGGAAAAACAUUAACUGUAUUUACGUAACUGGUGCACAUGAAAUUUUUCAUGCUUUUAUAGUUUUAUGUUUCAAGCCAGAUUGGCAUAAUCCAUGUACAAUUUACUUCCUAAAUUAUAUUGAUUCCUAAAUAAAAAUAUUUAAUAUAAUCUGUUAUUUAACUUGAAGCUUAUUAAUGUGUAUAUUAUUGGAAUCACAUAUUAAAAAUAAAUUAUUUCUAAUAAUAUUAACAUUUAAUUUUCUGCUGUAUAUUCAGAAUUAUCAACAUUCAGUGUGUACUGUACUGCAAAAUGGAAAAUCGCCUGGUCCCUACUGCCCACUAGUGGGCAUUCCAGCUUUCACGGUGGGCAGUAAGGUUUUGUCCGAUACUGAAGCACUUUCAUUUUUUUUAAAAUUUAAUUGACUUUUUAAAAAAAAUUCAUAGCAUUAUUUAAAAACAUUUUCAUUAGGUUUUCAUAAAAUUCCCCGUGACAAUUUAAAUUGCUAAAAGUAUACUAUUUUUAUCGCCCGCACAUAAGUUUAGUUCACGUUACGUAAGUGAAACUAAAUGGCGCUAUAGUGUGAGUGCAAACAAAAGAGCCUUGUCCCAGAAUAGCUCGCGCAUCUCCCCCCACACUACCCAGCUGUAACAGACAAGCAGAGCUGAUAGUCGGUGCCUCUCCCCAAACCCAAUCCACGAUGUGCGAGAGGCAUGCGCAGACGAUGAUACACAGUGCAUUACUGUGGAACUGGUGGGUGGUUAGAAAAUUUUACUACUAACAGAGAUACAAGAGUGGGCGGUAGGUAUAAAAAGAUUGACUACCCCUGCAUUAAAGCUUCGAGAAAUUGAUUGCACAUUUUCUACAGGAGUUUCACUUCUGAGUUACUUUGAGCAAAUGAGUACAGCAAGGAUCUCUUAUCUUCGGGAGCCCACUAACACGUUUUUAUUUUAAAAAGCUAUUUUGUCUCAAGGCUCUUUAUUGUAGAACAGGAUUAUUUUAUAUCUGGACAGUUAAAUGACGGUGCGAGCUAUGGUCAUGUGAUCACAGUUUCCAACAAUACCCUGCCAGCAAAGUCAACAGGGAAGCUGAAGGAAGUCAGAAGUCAUGUUCACAUGAGAUCCUUCAUCAAUGACCCACAUGGUCCUUAUCAUUGCUAGGUGUUGUCACAUGAUGUCACACUUUAAGAAAGCAUCACUUUGCAACAGAAAUACCAGUCCCAAUUGUCAUCAUAACUUGAGGACUACCUGUAAAAAUAUUGUAGAAUGAAUUGGGAAUUCAGCUUGCAAAAUUUCCUUCAAACUAGCAUGAAUCGUUUUUCAGAAUGGUUUAAUUUUAUAACAUUGUCACCAAAUAUGAAAAAAUGAUCCCACCUGCUUAUUACCUUUCCAGCAAUUAUUUAAAAAUAAAUUAACCAUUUUAGCAAUCAAAAUGGAGAUAGUAUACCAACAAUGAAACACACUAUUUUUUCUGAGCACAAUGUUUGGAAUAAAUGUAAUGUUCUUUCAUUGAAAUUUCUAUUGUUCCAUCUCUUACCACUGCAUUCCAAUUCUACAUAUUUUGCAGUAUCAUUAAAUUCUGCAUAUUUAAUCAUACUGUUCUUAAAUUAUUUAGAUCCUGAAUCAUAUUACACCAGCAAUUUAUAUAUACAGACUACUAAUGAUUGUUGACUUUGGAUGUAAAUACACAUAUAUUAUAAUAUGCUGUGCUGUUGCUUCAAGGUCCAAAUAUUUGAAGCAAAUACAGUAUGACAUGAAGUGUAUAGUCCUCCACUUACAACCACAAUUGAACUCAAAAUCAUGGUUGUUGAACAAAGCACUUGUUAAGCAAGAUGCCAUGUGACAGCGUUGUUCAAUGAUCACAAUCCCAGUUCUCAGUUGUUUUCCUUAAGCUGAAUGUUACUAUACCCAGAUGGCCUGUCCCCACCCUUUAGUGGAAAAUCCCUUAGCAUACUAAAGAAUGGACCUCAAAUCUGGUGAAAAUGCUAGCAAACACCUGUUCUGACCCAGCCUUCACAGAAGCAAGAAACAGGCUCCCUGCAAAGAAAACCCCUCUUUAUUUACACAUUGGGAAUUAAUUGCAUUCAUCAACAGAAAGUCCAGGCAAGACUCCUGCAAGUAGUUAACUGAAAACAAUAGUUCUUGUCAGCUCAUAAUGAUAAAUGGAAAGUUGUGAGCUCCCAGCUGGUAGGCUGCAAAUUAAGUCAGUUCAAACAGAGAAAUAGACAAACCUCAGUUCUGGCAAGGCAGUCUUUGUCACACGAAACACACAAGGAGCAAACUCUCCAGAAAUGCGAACAGUUGUCUGCGAAAAAACCACUCUCUUUUCCUCCUAUUUAUUCCCCAGCCAGGGAGGGGCCAGUCAGCAUCCACGUUUGUUUUGUUUCCUGAGCUGGCUCAUUGUCCUCCGUUGUUCACCUCUCCUAUCUGCUCUGCGCAUACGCGCAUCUGGAACAGGCCCCAACUGCUCCUCCUCCUCACUCAUCUCUGACUCCAAAGGCCUCUCUGGCUGGGAAAUGCCAGACGGCCCUGGCUCUAUACAUGUGUCUGAUGCUGAGCAUCCAUCAGAGCCUUCCCAGGCUCCAGAACUGGCCCAAGUUCUUUCCCAACCUCCUCAUCAUCCAAGUCUAGCGGGCCACAACACCGUUCUGGGAGGCUCAGAUGCUGGCAUUUGCUAGUGUUUUUCCCUUUGGAGAAGUGGAGAUGGUGUUCGCUUAAAUACUAGUGAUGAAUGCUGACAUUAAUUCUGAAAGGUUUGGAAUGCUGGUGUUUGCUAGCAUUUUUGCCAAAUUUGAGGUCUCUUCCUUAAGCCCGUGAAAUUAAAUCUCUCGGCAUGUUGGGGGAACUGACCCCAACUCCAAUGUUCCCUCCCUUUGUAAUCUUCCCUGCUGACUUCCCCAUUGACUGGGGAAGCCAGGAGAGAAAAUCAGAAAUGGCAAUCACAAGAUUGGCAGUAGGUCAUAAAUGUGAACAGGUUGCCAAGGUUGCCAAGUAACUAAAAUGCACUCAUAUGAUUGAGGGAACCAGCAUAACAUUUUAUGACAGCCAGAAGUGCUUUACAGGCCAUAAAGCAUCAGUUUCCAGGUUGUCAUGACUGUAUAUGGUUAAUAGACGACCGGUUGUAAGCCAAAGACUACCUGUAUUAAAGAUCUAAAGCAGUUGUGGUUAAUAGGGAAAACUGAAUUACUCAUUGCAGCAUAAAGCUUGAGCAAUUAGAUUAAUGUAUAUUCUGAGAUAAAAUAUUUAUUGAAGAAAGGGAAAUGGUUGGAGAAAUUUUAAUACAUUCAAAUUCAAAUGCUAGAAGAAAGAAGUGUAUGAUGCAUGGUUAUGGUAGAACCACUGAUAGGCACAGAGGUAUCGUGAAUGGUGUUGAUAGAGCUAGAUUUAACUCUAUUCCUUUUUUUCUAUUCUAUGCAUUUCUUCCAGUUUUGGCUUAUUAUUUCUUAAUUUGUAUUUGCAAUUUGUAUAACACUGCUUAGGUGACAAAGAAUCACCAUUAUGCAUAUAUGCAGAAUAAUGAAAGCAUCAUCUGUAAUAAAGCAUCACUAACAGAAUGCUUUUAUAUCAAUUUACGGCCUUUAUCUGAGUUAGGGCUAUUCUUUGGGGAUCUUAAUAGCCACAAAAAUUAACUUGAAACUGUGUGAGACACAUUUAAUUUAUUCUUUAAAUGUUUGUGAUGAAAAUAUUGGAACUGAAUUCUGUGCAAAUUUGCAUAUAUAUGAAAGAUUUUUCAUAACUGCUGUAUAGUAUUUUUGACAAGAUGCUCAAAACACAGGUCUACCACCUUUCAUAGAAAUUAGUUGCAAUAUUUAUAAAGGUUUAUUUUCCAAGCAACAUUUUAAAAGAAUGGACCAAAAUAAACUCAAAAAAAAUCUUUAUUUAAUAUAAAUUCUGAGAUAGCACAUUUUUAGAACAUAAGCCCCAGUGGUGGAUUUGUUCACAGUUAACAAUCACAUCUAGGACAUUUAAACUCAGUGUCACAUUA